Molecule: messenger RNA, 1059 nt
Organism: Henningerozyma blattae CBS 6284
Lineage: Eukaryota; Fungi; Ascomycota; Saccharomycetes; Saccharomycetales; Saccharomycetaceae
Exons: 1
Coding region: 1-1059 (352 amino acids)
Cellular component (GO): cytoplasm
Molecular function (GO): oxidoreductase activity
Source: RefSeq, a predicted model, not a curated record
AUGCAAGCGGAAAAUCCAAAAACUGAAUCCCCAGACAUAAAUGUGUUAGUCAUCGGUGCUGGUGGGGUUGGUGUAAUUACUACUGUUGCUUUAACAAGAGCUAACAAAUGUAACGUUCAUCUGGUGAUAAGGUCGGACUAUAAAAUUGUAAAAGAAAGGGGUUAUGAUAUAAAUUCUUGUGAUUAUGGUCAUCUAGUAAAUUGGAAGCCAAACUAUUUCUAUAAUAAUAUCACCAAUGCCUGUGCGUCAAAUAUUUUUUUCGAUUAUAUUGUUGUAACUACAAAGAAUAUACCUGAUGGUCCCAAGGAGGUCACAGUUCCAGCUAUAAUAUCCCCUUUAGUCCAGUCUAAUUAUGGCUUAGAUCCAAAUAAAAACAUGAACAUUGUAUUGAUUCAAAAUGGGAUUGAUAUUGAAAAAGAAAUAUUUACUCGAUUUAAUGAUCCAAAGCUAAAAUUGUCUGUGUUGUCAGGAAUCCAAUUAAUUGGAUCUUCGAGGAUUGCCCCAGGUGUAAUUAAUCAAGUUGGUCAGGAUCAAUUGAGUAUUGGCUCUUUUAAAUCGUCAGAUAAAGUUGCUAAUAAUGCAGCACAAAAAUUUGUAGAAAUAUACGAAAAUCCAAAUAUUAAUCAUGUAGAAUUUGAUCCAAGAGUCAGAUUUUCAAGAUGGAAAAAGUUAUUAUACAAUUCAGUUUUGAGUACAAUAUCUACAGUAGUAGAUCUGGAUACCUCUCAUUGUUUUACACUUUCUUCAAAAGAAUUUGAUACGGAAAAAACCUUAUUCAGGCCUGCAAUGCAUGAAAUUAUUGAUAUUGCUCAAAGUGAAAAUAUCAUUAUCGAUGAGCAAAUUAUUGAAUUUUUUAUAAAUGGGUCUAAAACAAUGGAUUACAAACCAUCAAUGUGCUUAGACAAGGAAAAAAAUCAAUUAAUGGAACUAGAGGUAACAUUAGGAAAUCCAUUAAAAAUCGCAAAGAAAAAUGGAAUAAAUACGCCCAUUUUGAAUCUCGUAUAUACUUUAUUAUAUUUGGAACAAUCAAAGAUUAAACAAAAAAAGGAUUCAUUAUAA